Molecule: messenger RNA, 1755 nt
Organism: Apis florea (little honeybee)
Lineage: Eukaryota; Metazoa; Arthropoda; Insecta; Hymenoptera; Apidae
Source: RefSeq, a predicted model, not a curated record
GUCGUCGUCGUUGUUGCUCUUUUCCUCUUCUUUUUUUUUCUCCUCCCCCUCCCCCUUGUUACACGAGAAGGUCGAACGCGAUAAUACAAUAAGGCGGUCGUCAGAGGCGUCGAGGGCGAGAGGGCGUGCAGGAGGGCGGGAGGGGGGAGGGCAGGCGACAGGGAAGGAUGUCGAUGCGCCGCCGGUGGUCGGUUCGGGGGUUGACUCGCGCCGCGGGGGCGAUGAGCGCACUUCCCUCCGCCCUGAGACUGACCUGCUGCCGUUCCUGGCUCCUGCUCAUCUGCCUGCUCAGCCUGGUGUCCGGCUGCACCUGCCGCGGCACGCGACCGGAUCGCCUGACCCGCGAAUUACCGGCAGAUGAUGACGUGCGCGUAUCCAGCUACGACGACGACGACGUCGACGAAGACUAUCAGGACAACGUCACUGCAAAGGGGCAGCAGCUGGGCUCGCCGUGCGAUGUCUCGUGCAAUCCGAAACUGCAACACGUGUUCUGCGACACCGUCACUGGUUUUUGCGAGUGUGAAAAAUUCUAUCCAGUUCGUCUCGGCCCCUCGAAAGGAUGUGCCAAACCUAAAAGACUCGGGGAGCAAUGUUUCUAUCGCGCGAGUUGCACUUUUGCGGAUCAACACUCGACCUGCACCCAGGUGCAACACAAUGCCGUAUGCGACUGCGAAGAGGGUUACCAUAGGGUUUCCUUGUCCAGGCCUAGCAAGAAGGUGUUCUGCGCCGAAGAUCUGGUGCUGAUAACGACAGAUAUUCCGACCCUGCUCUGCAUAGCAUCGGGAAUAGCGGUAUUCACGGCGAUGAUAUGCUUCGUGCUCAAGUUAUUCAGCCGCGCGAGAUACUCGAGACCGCGGCACUAUGCCAACGCCAAUCACGCGCCUCCUAUGCUCUUCUCCAGCGACACGGGUAUUCCAUUGACGCUUCACGGUGGCCGACCAUCCUCGCGUUCGAGUCAGAGAAGCAGCACCGGAGGACCGUUGACCUAUGCAUUCUCGAGGAGGCCUAGCAGCGGUGGUAGCCGUGGUCCCCUGGUACCAUCGUCGAGAGCAGGUGCGGCACGUGCCGCCGCCAUCUUGCUUAUAUCGUGUCACCUGCAGGCGACCAAAGGCGGGAACAAGCAUCGACGUACCCUUAGCGAUGUUGCUGAGGGAUCGUCCGACGGCCUCGGUUCACGUCGCCCUAGUUUAACGUCGGUUCACAGUUCGACGUCCUCGGCACGCAGUUACAGCGCGAGACGGCUCGAGAAAGAGAGGAACGAGAAGGAGCAGAGGCAAGCUUUGCAGGAGUUGAGAUUGGCCAAGCAGCGGGAGCAACAGCAGCGAGAGCAGCAGCAACAGAUCGCCCCUACGCCUAGCCCUAGAACCCCUCAUUCCAUGGACGAGCUGUUGCCUUCCGUCGAGGAGGGGAAGGAAGUGUUUUAUAACGAGCAGGUGCCGACGACAUCGGACAUGACCGAAGAAACGUCGAUGAAAACAACGGCCGUAACGACAACCAACGUAAACGCGAGCAGAUUCGGCGAAAUGGCUCCCGUCACAACCUCGACAACGUCCAUCUUCGAAACGAACAUCGCGCCCCGCGCCACCGGUGACAUUUUUCAAGUGUAGUUAAGGACAUAAUAUAUUAUCUAUGAUGAACUAAUAUAAUAACUCACGUGACUCGAAUCGAACGGUACGAAGCGAAGAGGCGACGAAUUUUCAUUACACGAAUUACGUAGCAGCACAGUUCCGUAAUAAAGCUAAGAAAAAAAAGAAA